Molecule: messenger RNA, 1665 nt
Organism: Lasiosphaeria miniovina
Lineage: Eukaryota; Fungi; Ascomycota; Sordariomycetes; Sordariales; Lasiosphaeriaceae
Product: kinase-like domain-containing protein
Exons: 3
Coding region: 269-1387 (372 amino acids)
Source: RefSeq, a predicted model, not a curated record
UGCGGGGAAACGGAAUUGGCAUUCGCUGGCGCCGUGCAACUAGUACCCUCAAUUAUGUCAAUUAUGUGAGUCACUCACCGGACAAGUCCUUGACAUCAAAACCCUCAAUCACCCCCACGCUUCACUCAGCAACAACACUUUCACUCAGCAACAACACUUUCACCCAGCAACAACGCUUGACAGGUCGAUAGACGUCACUCACUCCCAACCCGUUCUCAAUUCGACCCAGCAACACAAUUACCGCGCAUCCCGCACACUCUCCCCCACGAUGGCCCCCGACAACAUUGCCGAGAUAUCCUCCCUCCUAAUCCAAGAACUGGCCCAAACCGAGUUCCAGUGCGACGAGCUGCACCCACGCAGCGGCGGGCACGCAAACUACGUCUUCCGCGGCCGGCUGACCACGCCCCUGGCAGACGGGACCAGCGAGGUGCUGAUCAAGCACGGCGAGGGCUACCAAUCGACGAACCGCGCCUUUGAAUUGCCGACCUCGCGCUGCACCAUCGAGUCCGCCUGCCUCUCCGCCCUGCAGGACCUGCCCCCGGCGCAACCCAACCCCUGGUGCGUUCUGCGCACGCCGCGCGUGCACCACUUCAACGCGGCGACCAACACGCAGAUCCAAGAGUACCUCCCACACGCAAUCGACCUGAAGAACUACGCGCUCAAGCGCUACGGCGCGCCCACACCGGCCGCGCAGCGAGCACAAUGCCUCGGCAUCGGCUCGGGCCUCGGCCGCUGGCUGCGCGGCUUCCACGACUGGGCGGCGCGGGAGCAGGCGGCGGCGCUGCGCGAAUCCGCCGCGCGGAACCGCGCCCUGCAGCGGCUGAAGCACUUCUCGUACUACGAGCACCUCGUCACGCGCCUCGUCGACGCGGUGCCCGACGUGCUCGGCGCGCACGGGGACGUGCUGCGCCAGAUUGCGCGCAUGGCCGAGCAGGAGCUGGAGGACGACGCGGCGCUGCAGGUUGUGCACGGUGAUUUCUGGACCGGGAACGUGCUUCUGCCCGACGCCGAGAUCGGCGAGCCGACGGCGAUGACCAUGUUCAUCGUCGACUGGGAGGUGGUGUCGCUGGGCAUCCGCGAGCGCGACAUUGGCCAGAUGCUGGCCGAGCUGUACCAGCUGAAGCUGUACGAGGGCAUUGACGCCGGGCUGUGGCUGAUGGAGGGCUUUUUGGGCGGCUACGGCAGCCUGAGCCGGGAGGCGGCGUUCCGGACGGCGAUCCAUGUCGGCUGCCACCUCGUCGUCAUUGGCGGGUCCGUCUACGGCUGGGGAUCCGCCGAGAACAACAAGCGUGUUGUUGCUUUUGGGAGGGACGUCAUGCUCAGCGCUUGGAGGAAGGAUGAGGCGUGGUUCGAAGGCCGCCCGCUGCAUCAGUUGUUCCGGAGCUAGACAGAACAACGCUCUGGGACACUGUUAUAUCUCUAACUUGGCGCCUUGAGUGAGAGACCAAGAUCACAGUACUAGGUGCUGUAAGUAGGCAACACGGCCCAAUUGAGGACGUGGCUUGCCCUGGAGUUAAGAGAGUAUCUUGGAGUUCUCCAAGGAUUUGCCUCGCCAUUUUGCUUCGUCAUAUUGUGUCGCCAUAUCUCUCUACAUCAAGCCCCUUUGUCAGAAAACGGUUCAACAACGAUGGAAAGAGGCAUUGACUAGAACACCAGCAGAAAUGA